AUGAUAGAAAGUGACAUCUCGUCCAUAAUGUCAGGAAUUAUUCGAAACUCAGGGCAAAAUCACCGCCCCUCUCCACAGGAAUACAGGCUCCUGGCCACCGCCAGUGAUGAUGACCUUCCUGGGGACCUGCAGUCGCUGUCGUGGCUCACGGCCGUGGACGUACCACGGUUGCAGCAGAUGGCGAGUGGCCGUGUGGAUCUGGGCGGCCCCAGUGCGCCACAGCCGCACGCAGGUGCCUUGGCAGGGGUGGCUGACCUGCAUGUGGGAGCCACCUCAGGUCCCCUGCUCCAUGGGCCAGCUGGCAUGGCCCCCCCAGGCAUCCUGGGCCUGGGCCCUCUGGCCAGCCACGAAGCCAGUAUAAGCCCAUUCCCAGUGAGGGGCCAGCCCUCUGCAGGCCAGCAGGAGCCACAGCUUUAUGCGCCCACCACCCAGCCGCAGUUCCCACUCCCCCAGGGCCAGCAGUGCUCCCCGGCGGGCCUAUAUGGCUCCCCAUUUGGGGUGCAGCCUCCCUACCCCCAGCCCCGUGUGGCCAUGCACUCGUCUCAGGAACUGCACCCCAAACACUACCCCAAGCCCAUCUACUCAUACAGUUGUCUGAUCGCCAUGGCCCUGAAGAACAGCAAGACAGGCAGCCUGCCCGUGAGCGAGAUCUACAGCUUCAUGAAGGAGCACUUCCCCUACUUCAAGACGGCCCCCGAUGGCUGGAAGAACUCAGUGCGGCACAACCUGUCCCUGAACAAGUGCUUCGAGAAGGUGGAGAACAAGAUGAGCGGCUCCUCGCGCAAGGGCUGCCUGUGGGCCCUGAACCUGGCUCGCAUCGACAAGAUGGAGGAGGAGAUGCACAAGUGGAAAAGGAAGGACCUCGCAGCCAUCCACCGGAGCAUGGCCAACCCCGAGGAACUGGACAAGCUGAUCUCAGAUCGGCCGGAGAGCUGCCGGCGCCCUGGCAAACUGGGCGAGCCAGAGGCCUCUGUGUUGACUCACUCCGCCACAGUGGCCAUGGCCCACGGCUGCCUGGCUGUCUCCCAGCUCCCACCCCAGCCCCUGAUGACACUAUCCCUGCAGUCUGUCCCCCUGCACCACCAGGCCCAGCCCCAGGCACAUCUGGCUCCAGACUCCCCCGCCCCAGCCCAGACCCCACCCCUGCACGCCCUGCCGGACCACAGCCCCAGUCCCCUGCCCCACCCCGCCAUGGGGAGGGCUCCAGUGGACUUCAUCAACAUCUCCACCGACAUGAACCCUGAGGUGGACACCCUGGACCCCAGCAUCAUGGACUUCGCUCUGCAGGGGAACCUCUGGGAGGAGAUGAAGGACGAGGGCUUCAGCCUGGAUGCGCUGGGGGCCUUCGGAGACUCCCCACUUGACUGUGACCUGGGGGGCCCGGGCCUGACCCCCGUCUCUGGCGGCAACAACCAGUCCUUCUCAGACUUGCAGGUGACAGGCCUGUAUGCCACGUACUCCACCCCGGACAGUGUGGCCACCUCUGCCACCGCCUCCUCCUCUCCAUACCUGGGUGCCCCGGGGAACAAGCCCAUAGCCCUGCUGUGAGCUGAGGUGCCCCCUGGC
Molecule: messenger RNA, 1566 nt
Organism: Loxodonta africana (African savanna elephant)
Lineage: Eukaryota; Metazoa; Chordata; Mammalia; Proboscidea; Elephantidae
Gene: FOXN4
Product: forkhead box N4
Exons: 9
Coding region: 1-1548 (515 amino acids)
Biological process (GO): regulation of transcription by RNA polymerase II
Molecular function (GO): transcription cis-regulatory region binding; DNA-binding transcription factor activity, RNA polymerase II-specific
Source: RefSeq, a predicted model, not a curated record